AUGGCCCCUCCCUUCGUCGUCGUGCUCUGCCAUGGCUCUUACCACACACCUGCUCCAUACCAGCCACUGGUGGAUGCCCUGACUGAGCGAGGUAUUGAAACAUACUGCCCUCAGCGGCCUACCUGCGAUCUCAGCCAACUGAAUGUCGGCGACAUCAACAACCCCGAUUUCGAUCGAAGGGCUCCUCCAGGAGGUUACCCUCUUCCCGCAGAUGAUGCAGCAGAAAUUGGGCGUCUAAUCGACCGUCUGAUCUCGGGUGGAAAGUCGGUUUUGCUUGCAGGACACUCGUCUGGCGGUUGGGUGGCUGCCGAGGCAGCAACAUCUGCCCGACAGGCUUCCGUACGGGCACAGGAGGGUAAGACUGGCGGUAUCAUCGGGAUUUUCUUCAUCGGCGCAUUCAUCAUCCCCGAGGGUCAAUCUGUCCACAGCUUCUUUCAACCCGCUGAUGGCAGAAACAUUGCACCCCCAUUCAUGCGGUUCCACAAACACGGUGUUGAUGGCCUUGGCACAAUGGUCGAUCCUGAGAAAUUCCUCUUCAAUGAUCUCGACGAGGCGACCGCUAAGAAAUGGGCGGGUACGUUGACAGCAGCGCCUGUCAUGAACAGCCCUCUGACCCAUAACCCCUACACUACUCUACCCUGUGCGUAUUUGGUAUUGGAAAAUGACUACACGUUGCCAAAGGAGUAUCAGGAAGGCAUGGCUGCGAGCCAGUCGAAGCCGUUCACCAUGUACCAUGCACCAUGUGGACACUCGCCGCAUCUCAGUUGGACGACGGGACUCGUUGAGAAGAUCGAGGAGUUUGCUGGCCAGAUCUUAGAUUGA
Messenger RNA from Penicillium arizonense, 822 nucleotides. RefSeq names its product alpha/beta hydrolase. The transcript has 2 exons. Bases 1 to 822 code for a protein of 273 amino acids. The record is from RefSeq and is a predicted model, not a curated record. Lineage: Eukaryota; Fungi; Ascomycota; Eurotiomycetes; Eurotiales; Aspergillaceae.